AUGGACGCCCACAAAAGCAAGCUGAGCCAGGUGAUGCAGGACUUCGACGAGCAGGAGAGGCAGGCGCUCCACUGGAGGGACAGCAUCGCUGCCCUGAGCAGGAGCCACGCGGAGGACGCCAGGAAGUGGCCAGACGAGCUGAAGACGCUGCACCAAGAGCUGCAGCAGCUGACGGCGACGUGCCGAAGUGCCCCGGACCUGACGUUCGAGAUCGAGAGGCAGCAGCGCGCGCAGCACGGCGAGCACGAGCAGCUGAGGCAGGAGAGGCUGCGGCUCGAGCAGCAGCUUCGGGAUGCCCAGAAGGUCAAGACCAAGAACGACACCGGGCGCCUCAAGGCCGAGCUCGCCUUCGCCGAGGACUGCGAGAGCUCCGCCAAGAAGUCUCUGAGGGCCCGGGAGAAGGCCGAGUCGAUGGAGCUGGACGAGGUCCGCUGGUUGUUGGAGCAGACCAGCGACGUCCAGUACGAGGCCGAGGCCAGAUCGCGCGAGGUGCGCAGCCUGCACCGCAACCAGGUGUUCGAGGAGCAGAAGGCGCAGGACGCGGUCGCCCAGAUGGAGUUCAAGGCCAACGAGCUGCGGCAGAUGGAGAAGGAGCACUGCGCGCGCCUGCGCCGGAACUCCGUCGAGGACCUGCGUCUCAGCCUGCGCCGGGGUUCGGCCUCCGCACUGGCAGACGCGCAGGGCCUGCAGAUGCUGCACGGCGCCCCCGCCGAUGACUCCGACGAGGAGGGCGGCGCGCAGGGGCAGCCGGACGGCGCCGCGCGCUCGGAGGAGGCGCGCCGGCGCGAGGCGUACCACGAGCUGAAGCGCGCCUCCUCGGGCUUCCGGGCCGCCCAGGCGGCGCAGCUCGAGGCCGUGCGGCAGGCGCAGCAGCUGGAGGCGCAGCUGGCGGCGCUGCCGCAGGAGGAGCAGCGGCGGCAGGAGGAGGCGGAGCAGCGGCGCGAGGAGAGGGACGAGGAGCUGCAGCGCCAGCGCGCGUCCCAGGCCCGCGCGCGGCAGCGGGCCGCGGAGGCGGAGGCGGGUUCCCUAGAGGCCCGCGUGCGGCUGGAGCGGCAGGAGUGCGGGCUGCUGCUGCGGCGGGCCGAGGGCGCGCGGGCGGAGGCGGAGGAGAGGGCGGCCGGCGAGCGGCGCGCCGUGCGCUUCCUCGAGGAGGAGACCGCCGCCAGGGAGCGGGAGACGCACGCGGAGAGGGACCGCGUCGAGAAGUUGCGCCGCACCAUGCUGGACCGCGAGCGACAGCUGGAGAGCUUCCGGCGCGAGGAGGAGGAGCGCGGCCAGGCCCGGCGCGACGAGGCGCAGCUGCUGGUGCAGAUCCUCCACGAGGAGGGCCUGCGAUACCACCUGCUGCUGAGCCGUCACAGGGCGCUGGUGGAGGUGGCGAGGCUGAAGCCGGGCGGCGCCGGAGGAGUGCUGACGCUCUGCAUCGCCGUGCUUGCCGAGCGCUGCAAGGCGGUCGCGGCCCAGGACGAGUUGACAAGCGCCAGACACUUCAACUACACGUACUUCUUCCACACGCUGCUGCUGUUCCUGCCGCUUUGCGGGUCCCGCGAAUCGGCGCUGUGCCGCUUCCUGUCCAUGGCGAUGGCCCACGUCCACAACCCGCUCUGCUUCAUGGCGCUGGGCCUCUUUCUCGGCUUGUCGCUGGCGCUCAUGAUCCUGUCCUGCAUGCCGCUGCCGCCAGUGGCUCCCGCCUACGUGACGCUGGUGAUGCACCUGGCGAUGGCCCAUGUCCACAACCCGCUCGGCAGCAUGCCGCUGGGCCUCUUCCUCGGCUUGUCACAGGCGCUCCUAACCCUUCUCUGCGUGUCGUUCCCGCUGUUGGCGCCCGUUUUCGUGAUGAUUCUGUCCUGCAUGUCGCUGUUGCUGGCGGCGCCCGUACUCGUGUUGCUGGCGAUACUCUUGCUGCUCUCCGUCCGCUUGUCCGCGAAUGGCAUCGAGCCGCACGGCGUAAGACGCUACUCCAGAACAGGCCCUUCAUCCGCUGCUUCGGCGCGUGGUUCGUCCUCGUGUUCGAGUCUUCCUUGUCCUCGGAGAGCGACCCGCCAGACGAAGUUUGCGCUGAACAUGAUGAUGCUGCCGCUGGUGGCGAACAGGUGCACGACGACGCUGCCGCGUGUGGCGAACAGUCUGCUCUCGAAGUACAUCCUGUUGCUGACCACUACAGUGCUGCAGCUGGAGGCGAACAAGUGCACGUCGACGCCUCCGCGUGUGGUGCACAUCCUGCUCUCGAAGUAUAUCCUGAUGCUCUUCCUGGUGUACGUGUGCUCGACGGCGUCCAAGACGCUGCCGCUGGUGUGGAUAGUGCUGCUGCUGCUGGCCCUCGGCGAGUGCUCGAUGGCUGUUCCGAUGCCUGGGCUGCCCUUGGGGCGCCGCACCUUCGUCGCCCCGAUCUGCUCCAACUCAGAUGUUGCAAUCUGGCUCUCACUGGUCUGGUCGAUUAACUUGUGCGCCGUGCUGUCGCGCCUCAUGACGAUGCUCGUGCUGUUGCGCUGCCUGGAGUGGCUGAACGGAAUUCGCAUGCCCGUGCCGUUGGGGGCGUACGUCCCCGUCUCGAUGAUCACGUUCUGCAUGUCGCUGCCGCUGGUGGCGAACAACCUCGCGCCGAUGAACGAGACUCGCAUGACGCUGCCGCUGGUGGCGAACGAACCUAUCGUGAAAAUCCCGACCUGCACGGUGCUGAGGUCGGGUCUCGCUCCGAUCUUCUCGCCGCCCUCGCCCGUGGGCAGAUCUGGGAACCGGUAUCCGAAGGUUUUCCCCGGCUUCCAGAGGGUGCCCAGAGCUCUCCACUCAGGGGCCCAAGAGCAGGCAGGCAGGCCCUCGCUGGCCAGGCGGCCAGGCGAGGUGCUGGGCAGGAGCCCCUCGGUCGUCGACAGCCUCGGUGGCAACGACAGGGAGCUCGGCCACCGCGUGGCCAAGGCGUGGGCGUGCUUUAAAGAAGUACAUAUUUUCACGCACAUGCGGGGCUCUUUGAGGCGAAAGCUGGAGUUUCUCGGCAUGACUAUCAAGGAGCCGGCGGAUCCGCGGGUGUGGAGCGUGACCGUGGAGUACGAGCACCUGCUGAGCGUGCAGCGCGACCAGCACGCCCUGGCGAUGCGGCGGCAGGCCCUGGAGGUGGAGCAGCUGCGCCAGGCCCUGGACCUGGCCGAGGGGGGCUUCCACAUCGACGCCAUCGUGGAGCGCCUGCGGGCUGCGAGAGACGAGGAGGUCAGGCUGGCCGUGGGGGAGAAGUCCAAGGAGCUCGCGGAGACGCUCGGCGGCGACGCUGGCCUCGUCGGGUGCCUCGCGGGCGCGAUGGUGGAGGAGCUCGAGCUCUACGCCUCGCUGCUCAGGGUCCGCGACCGGCAGGUGGGCGAGCUGCAGGGCCUGUGCGAGGCGGCGCCCGCCGGCUCCGCGCGGGAGCUGGACGAGGCGCGCCGCGAGGCGCAGCGCCUGCAGAGCGAAAAGGACGAGCUCGAGCGGCUGGUUCUCUCCAAGGACAGGCAGCUGGCAGCGGUGCAGGGCGUCGACAGGAGCAUGACGGACGCCUCGGCGCUGCAGCUGGGCGCGCAC
Prorocentrum cordatum is the source of this 3549-nucleotide messenger RNA. The record is from the annotation of a GenBank genome assembly. Lineage: Eukaryota; Dinophyceae; Prorocentrales; Prorocentraceae.